Molecule: messenger RNA, 2402 nt
Organism: Hyla sarda
Lineage: Eukaryota; Metazoa; Chordata; Amphibia; Anura; Hylidae
Exons: 2
Coding region: 142-2025 (627 amino acids)
Source: RefSeq, a predicted model, not a curated record
GUAUUUGACUCUAGUGCGAAGCACAAAGGCAUCUCACUAAAUGAUGUCCUUCUCAGCGGACCUGACCUGAACAACACACUCCUUGGAGUACUCAUCAGGCUCAGAAAAGAACUCAUAGCAGUGACAGCAGACGUACAACAGAUGUUCUACUGUUUCCUUGUUCGUGAAGAUCACAGAGACUACUUAAGGUUCCUGUGGUAUGCAGACAAUGACUUUAACAAAGAAAUCACAGAGUACAGGAUGAAGGUACAUGUGUUUGGAAACAGCCCUUCUCCAGCUGUAGCUAUCUACAACCUGAGACGAGCAGCACAGCAAGGUGAAAGACAUGGUCAAGAAGCCACACAGUUCGUCAUGAAGAACUUCUACGUAGAUGAUGGACUUGCUUCUUUCUCCAGCAACGAAGAAGCUAUCAACGUCCUGAAAAGUACAAGAGAAAUGUUGGCAGAAUCCAACAUAAGACUGAACAAGGUAGCUUCCAACAGCAACAGAGUCAUGGAAGCAUUUCCAAUGGAAGACCGUGCUAAAGACCUCAAAGACUUGGAUCUAGGAACAGAAUCACCACCCUUGCAAAUAAGUCUUGGGAUUAGUUGGGACCUGAAGACUGACAGUUUCACCUUCAGGGUCUCCAGAGAAGAGAAGCCAUUCACAAAAAGAGGUGUCCUAUCUACAGUCAACAGUCUUUACGACCCCCUGGGGUUCGUAGCACCCAUCAUCAUGCAAGGUAAAGCUCUUUUGAGACAGAUCACUACUGAGCAAGAACAAAGUGACUGGGACGUACCUCUACCUGAAGAGAAGGAAAUGCAGUGGAAGUUGUGGAAAGACUCAUUGUUAGAGCUUGAACAACUCAACAUCCCUAGACCAUACGUAUCUGUUUCCUUGUCUGCAACAAAGAGAAGAGAAAUAUGCAUAUUCUCUGACGCCUCCACUAUGGCUAUCGCAUCUGUCGCCUACCUUAGGGUAAUAGACACUGAGGGACAAAGCCAUGUCGGGUUCAUCAUGGGAAAAUCUAAGCUGGCUCCUAGACCCGCUCACACUGUCCCACGUCUAGAACUUUGUGCUGCUGUCUUAGCUGUCGAAAUGUCAGACAUGAUUACAACAGAACUGCACAUCGAGAUCCAUGCAAUGAACUUUUAUACAGACAGCAAGAUUGUGUUAGGAUAUAUUCACAACGCUUCAAGAAGAUUUUAUACAUACGUGGCCAACAGAGUGACACGUAUCAGAAAGUCUACAAGUCCAGAACAGUGGCAUCACAUCAGCACAGACAAGAACCCAGCUGAUCAUGGGACGAGACUAGUGCCAGCCGCUGCGCUCAAGCAAACUAACUGGUUUGUAGGUCCAUCCUUUCUUCGUAAACCAGAAACCAAAGAAACUACUCAGGUAGAGACAUUUCAGCUCGUAGAGCCAGAUCAAGACAAAGAGGUAAGACCUCAAGUGACAGUUUGUAGGACUUUAGUUACAAAAGACAGUCUGGGCGCCCAUAGAUUUGAAAGGUUUUCCAGCUGGAAGUCGCUGACCCGUGCAAUCGGAAAACUUAUCUGUCUAGUCAGAUCCUCCUGCAGAGCUACCAAUACUGAUCAGCAUAGCAAUGACCACCUUGAACAAGCCAAGGUCACGAUCAUCAGAUGCGUCCAACAGGAAGUCUUUAAAGAAGAAAUCCAAGGCCUUCUGAAAAAGGAAGAGAUUUCUCAACACAAUUCGCUCAAGGACUUGUACACCAGGCAAUAUAAACAAGUUCAAAGUCUUGCGGACAUUUUCUGGAAGAGGUGGAGACAGGAAUACCUGAUAAUAUUCCAGCCACGCAAGAAAUGGCAAGAUGACAAGCCCAAUUUACAAGUUGGAGACGUUGUUUUACUGAAAGACUCUCAGGCCCACAGGAACGAGUGGCCUAUUGAACUCAUUGUGGGGACUGAUCCUAGUAGUGAUGCUAGAGUAAGAAAGGUUGAAGUUAGGAUUGUUAGACAGGGCAUUCCCAAAGUGUAUGCAAGGCCAAUUUCUGAAGUAGUUUUACUCCUGUCCAAGGGUUAGUGGCAUGACAAAAAGUAUGCCAGGUGGGGAGUGUGCUGCCUUCGCAAUGUAUUUUACAUGCUUGGCACUCAGCAGGGUCUGUUCCUUUAAGACCCUCCAUUUUCUUGAAGCCUAGAGGCGGGCCUUCUCUCUAAAACAUAGGGCUAGCUCCGGCAUGUCUCAUUCAUUCCAGCUCCAGCCACCACAGUGACCAGAUCCACAGGACUUCUUAAAGCUAAUACAGACUGCAAAUCUGAUAAAUACCAAAGCCUUUUUACCGCGUGUGUUCAUUAUAUCUCAGUAAAGAUUACAUCAGUUAAGCAAACCAGCGUGUCUUUCCUUGAGAUUCGGUAUAAACUUGAUGUGAAGCUGUGUCCACGAGACAGCGGAGACAUUAU